Cetraspora pellucida is the source of this 1083-nucleotide messenger RNA. NCBI's taxonomy places the organism in Eukaryota, Fungi, Glomeromycota, Glomeromycetes, Diversisporales, Gigasporaceae. The record is from the annotation of a GenBank genome assembly.
AUGGGAAAUACACAAUCUAAUGGAAACAUUGAGUUACAAAAAGCAGAUAAUAGUAUACAAUCUUCAGAAUCUUCACAAUCUUCACAAAGUGAACUGACAACUCCUGUUACUUCUGUUCGGUCAAUAAAAAAUUCAUUCCGUGAUUUCGGUUCAAAUUCACCGUUUGUUGGUUCACCUUUACUUUCACAUGAAGAAUAUAAAAGAUUAGAAGAUAUAUGUUUUGGAAAUAGUCAAAAUGAGUUUUAUCCAUCAAGUUAUAAUGAAGGAGAUAUUUUUACUGGUGGAGAUGGUUCGUCAAGAGCUAUUUCAAUUCGGCGCCCUGAACCAUCUUACAAGAAUUCAAAUAGAGUCAUACAUGAUUUUAGUUCAAGCGGAGGUUUAGCACCAUUGACAAGAGCUAAUGGACAAGGUACAAAAAACAAAGGAGUCCCUACGAUUAUUACUUGGAGUCAAGGUGGUAAUAAUGUCUAUGUGACUGGAACUUUUAAUGAGUGGAAACGUAAUGUCAGAUUAUGUAAAAGUUCUAAAGAUUUUACUACGAUUUUGAAUUUACCUCCGGGAACCCAUAAACUUAAAUUCAUUGUUGAUGAUGAAUGGAAAUGCUCAAAUGAGCUUUCAACUGCUACCGAUCCAGAUGGAAACUUGGUAAAUUAUUUAGAAGUAUUUGAAGAGGAAGGAGAUUCUAUGGAUCAGAAUGGAAUGAACACGGAUGAUCUUAUGUCAAGCACGCCUCCUGGAGAAUAUACAAAUGAAAUCCCAGGAUACCUUCUUGCAUAUGCACAUUCUCGUAAUAUCAUUGAAAACAACCUUGAUAAUUCUACAUCAAUAAGAGUUCCCCCUGAGUCUCCAGGGAGCAUGACAGAAGAUCAACCACCAGCCCUACCACCACAUCUGGAAAAGGUUUUACUAAAUAGCUCAGCAGUUUCGAAGGAGGAUAAUAGUGUUUUGCCAGUGCCCAAUCAUGUAGUGUUGAACCAUUUAUAUGCUUGUUCAAUAAGAGACGGUGUGAUGGCUGUCGCCACUACAGCAAGAUAUAGGAAAAAGUAUGUGACCAUCGUAUUUUACAAACCCAUUGUUAUAUGA